AUGGCCUGUUGUCAGGUUAACUGCAAGCUUAUAUUGCGCCCUGCUGUCCAAUGGUUCUUCACCAUCCUGGUGAUAACCAUAUGCUCCCAUGCCAAACCAUGCACAUGUUCCAGCAGCUCCAACCAUGUCCGGAACACUAGCUACACCUGGAACACUAGUUUCCAGCAAAUGAAUCAGGGCCUCUUAUUCCUCCUCGACAACGAGUCGGUCAUCUUGCAGCAAGGCAGCCUCGGCUACUACAUGCAGGAGAACACUCAUCCUGGGUUCAGCUUGACCGACUCCGGCUGGUUCCUCAUCCCUAAAUGGUUUGAUCCAUGGAAGAUGAGCCAUGGUGAUGAUCAUAGGGUCGACUUGAAUGAGACCAUAUCCUUCAGCAUCGUCUUCACCCUGAGCGCAGUAAGCACCAUCGACCCGUUUUUGUUUGACAUCCUUCCCACACUUGAACCACCUGAUGACAGAGGACUGCUCAUCCACCCCUACCAGGAGGAAUUUUUUCCAGAAUUUCACCGAUACAUUGAACAUCACAUCUCAAUCUGGAAAAGUGCGCGCAACCUCUCUGUCUACCUAGUGCGUGAUGCAGAUGUAGGGACAACAGCCGCCACCACACAGCUCAAUGCCACAGACACCCUGACUCCAGAUGCCUUACUCUUCGCCAUUACAUCCUCGAUGGGGCAGCUCUUGGAACUCCACAACUGGAACUUCACCAUCAAGGUCCAGGUGACUGAACAGUCAAGAGGGCCAAAUAUUGCCACCAUAGUGUCUUCGGUCUUCGGAUCAGCAGCUGCCACGGCCACCAUUGCUGCUGCUGUCUACUUCUACUUGAACUCAAAGUACAGGAGGUGGAAGAAAGACCUUGACAAGCUCACCAAGACCAUGCAGAGCCUCCCCGGUGUGCCUAUGCAGGUCGACUUCGCUGACAUCAAGAAGGCCACCAACAGCUUCCACGAGACCAUGAGGCUGGGGCAAGAGGGCAACCUACUUGCCGCUGUUGAUGGUGUGCUCACCACCUCCGCUGAAUUCGAUGCCGAUGAGGCCAUACGACUACUCCAGCUUGGCAUGGCGUGCAGCAGCUCAAACCCAUCCGACCGGCCAAGCAUGGUGGAUGCGGUGCAGAUCAUCAGCAAGUCAGUGCCGCCACCGGACAUCCCUCUUUUGAAGCCACCGCUCGUGUGGCCACCAGGAGGGUGGGAGUCAUCGUCAUCGACCUCUGAUUCUAGCAUGUCGACUAGUAACUUCAACACAACCUCGACAUUCAUGGUUGAGAUGACGGCGAGCAGCAGGGAACACAUCUCUUCCGAACAAGAACGCGGCAGAUUCACCAGUUAUCCCAGAAGGAAGAAGAUCUUCGCCGGUGGCCGUCUCCGUUUAUCACUCUGA
Molecule: messenger RNA, 1377 nt
Organism: Miscanthus lutarioriparius
Lineage: Eukaryota; Viridiplantae; Streptophyta; Magnoliopsida; Poales; Poaceae
Source: the annotation of a GenBank genome assembly